Closterium sp. NIES-65 is the source of this 609-nucleotide messenger RNA. Lineage: Eukaryota; Viridiplantae; Streptophyta; Zygnematophyceae; Desmidiales; Closteriaceae. The record is from the annotation of a GenBank genome assembly.
AUGGCGGAACCUCAGGAUCCCCCGCACGUGCUCCACGAGUUGACUGAGCGUCGCGACAUCGAUCUUCUGUCCGCGAUCUUCGCGAAACUGCCGUUUAAAACUAUCCUCGCCGCGUCGCAGGUGUGUCGGUUCUGGUCGCAUGCGAGCGAGCAUCUGUUUCAUAGGGAGUGCGAGAGGAAAGGGUGGAAACCACCGAGACGACCUCGAGGGCAGACAGAGCUCUCCUCCUUCCGACCUUGGCGCUCUCUCUUCUUCCGCCAUGCCUGCAGGAGCUGCGGAGGCAAGGGCGAGUUCAUAGCCCGGCACGCCAAGCUGCCUCCCGUCUCUACCCCUCCCAACGCUCCCUCUGCGAAACGGAAGCUUUUGGGAGCGUGUACUCCUGGUAAGAAGUUGCUUGUAUCGAAUCCGCAUGCAGAGAGGAACAUGUGGUUCCUCCUCUGCCUGCAGUGCACCCGCCUGCCACGUGUCCAGCUGCGAUUGGCGCAGCUCGAUGCACAUGUGGACAUUUUCGGGCUGACAGGAUCGAAAUUGAAGUGCCCGGGGUGGGAGGAUGAGGGGAAGAAGAAGAGGAAGAAGAAAGGAACGAGGGGGGGAGGAGGAGCAGGGUAG